AUCCUUGCACCGAUUUGAGCUAUGAACUUUUGGUGGACAAAGGCAAGGAAAAAGAGCCAAGAGAAGGACAUAAAAAAAGGAUCUUUACGUUUUGCUAGCUGAUUCAUGUGUCACCAAUUACCAAAUACUGGUAGGUCGUCAGUGUUGUUAAAUGGAAUUGAGAUAAUGAAACUAUGGUCACACUGGACAUCACGGCCGGCCGAUAAAAACAGAAACAGAAAAGAAACAACAAAAAUCAAAAAUCAUGUCAAACGACGAGGAUAUAUUGUAUAUGGUAAAACAGGCACAAACACUACGCAAAAUAGAUCCAUGCGGAGCUAAAGCAUGGAUUCUAACUGCUCAGACACUAUAUCCCAAUGCAUUCAAUAUACAAUACGAGGCAUAUCUAUUGGAACGUGAUGGCAAAAACUAUGAACAGGCGGCCAAGUAUUUUAGUAUCAUAGCUGCAAAUUUUCCGAAUCAGCAUGCCGAAUUAUGGCAGGAGAUCAAUUUCCUAACCAAUGCCCUUCGAAAUGAGAAUGAAAAUAGUCCCGAACAGGAAUAUUAUGUGAAUUUGUAUAAACAUUUGACACCCGAAGUGCAGCAUAAUAUAUUUAUGCAUACGAUAAACAAUUGCGGGGAUAAUCUCGAGCAAUGUAUUUACAUUUACAUAUUGAUGUUUAACAAAUUUCCCAAAACGGCUGCGACACAAGCUCCACGAUUACUUGAAAUGCUGGCCGAGGGUAUGAAAACUGAUCCGGAUUUAUAUCAACGCAUAUUGGUGGAAGAAGUACUGCCAAUGAUACAACAUAAGCCGCCCGAAUUGUCACCACUCUUGGCCUGCCGUUUGUAUACCAAUUCUUUGGAAUAUUAUCUUAGGCAAAUAAUGGACGAUAAUAGCGAUUCUAGCGAUGCAUGGAAGAAUAUAUUUAAAGUUUUAAUGAUCUGUGGACAAAUGAUGGGCUGGGAGCCAUUCCUGCCGUUCAGUAAACAUGUCAGCCAGAAUGUCUAUUGGGAGAAGCUGGUCGAUAUAUUAUCAGCCAGUCCGGCAGGUAGCUCCCAGGUUCUAUUCUAUGCCACCACAUUGUUCAUUUAUUCCUUGCAUGGUUAUAUACGCAAUUGUCGCCUAAAGAUCGAUGAUACUGAAAUCAGUCAUGUCUUGGUUGAGGGUUUCAUGGAAUGGUCAGCCGAAGAAGUGGACAGAACAAGUGAGGUGCAAACAAUGGAGCCACCAAAAUUCUCAUUGACCACAUCGAUAAGUCCGGAGCUAUCGAAAGCCUUUCUGCAUGCCGCCCAAUGUUGGCAACUCCUCAAUACGGAUCAAUUUCAAAGGGAUUUCAGUCAAUUAAUGUUGGCCCUACCAUUGGCGCCAUGGAUAUCACGUUUCCUUUUCGAUUUGGCCAUCUAUUUUGGUCAUCGGGAUGAGGCCAAUAAACUGAUGGCCGAGAUGACCACAGAGUCGUCGUUAGUGCAAAGUUUGCAGAUUCUAAGUUUGAAUCUUAUGCAGGGCAGUAUGACGCUCCAAGGUUUUCAAUGUAUACUCAAAAUUCUGGGUGAAUUGCCUCCCACACAUGGCCAGCAAUUGGAUAAUAUGACUUUGAAGGGUCAUCGCCAUAUGAUAUUCCUACCCCUGACCCGUAGUGCUCUUGUCCAGUACUGCACGCGUGCGAUCAUCAGUCGGAUUAGUCGAAAGCUCUUCGAACCUCCUUGUUCAGAUCGUCUGCUUGGUGAUCUAUUGGUUUUACUUCAAAUCAAUCUACUCGAUGAUGUUCCACUUAUUCAGCAAAUCUUCAAUCUGAUCAAUCAGCGUAAAACCUUCAAUAUGCGCACUCUCUCCAAUUACAUUAUAACCAUUGAUAUAAUGGAGGAAUUGAAUUUCAUGUGGAACGCCCAGCAAGAUGAAACGAAUUUUGAAUUAACUGGUUCACCCACAGAAUCGGCAAAUGCAAAUGCAAAUGCUGCUGCUGCCGUUGUUGCUCCUGCACCACCUGGAAAUGAAGCCCCACCCGCCGUUGUAGGUUCUUCCCCUGGCGGAAGUGCAACUCCGUUAAUUGUUGGUGCCGUACCACCCCAGCCGCGUCGCAUUGGGACACGUGGUGCCGACAAAGGAGCUCGGGAUGAAUUCAAAGCCUUGAUCCGUCAACAGAUUUCCAGAUGCAAUGAGAAUAUCAUCACUUUGUUGGCAAAUUUCAUAACUCAAGAACAAUUGACAUUGGGUCAGUAUAUCUUUGGCAUUCCACAGCCUCCACCCAUAGAGACAAUAGUCAUUAAAUAGUUAAUAGAAAUUUGUAUAUUGAUAUAUGUAUUAAUUAAGAUAUGACCAACAUUUGGUCUUUCUGCAAAGCAUUUGUAAAGAAUUUUUUACGUUUUAGUUCAUAGCAAUCGUUUGAAUGUUCUAAGUGUUUGUCAAAAACUGAAACUGAAUGAGAUGCAGGUAUUUUCUAUCUAGAAUGUGUUUAUAUUAUCUGUAUCAACUGGGUAUACUAUAUAAUAUUUAUCCUUUUAAAAGACUUUAUGGGCAUCAAAUUCUAUAGGUUUGAUCUCUAAUAUUUUAAAAAUUAGUUUUGUCCAAAGUGUUCAGCCAUAGAAUCAAGAGAUUAGCCAAUAGAGAAACUCUUCUUGUUACUAUAAUGGAUCUAAUGGAUCCAGGUCAUGUCACGAUUUUCGUCUUUUUAGAGGCACGAAUUAACUUAUCCUUUUUCAAAGUUGGAAAUACUACUAAAAUAAACUCACAAGAUCUGGCAUUGUCUCACAGAUUAUCCCUUUGAAUAUCCUGAAUGAAUUGUAAUAUAAUUUAAAAAUUCCAUAAUACACUUUCAAUUUGACUAGAAUA
Molecule: messenger RNA, 2812 nt
Organism: Drosophila willistoni
Lineage: Eukaryota; Metazoa; Arthropoda; Insecta; Diptera; Drosophilidae
Gene: IntS10
Product: integrator complex subunit 10
Exons: 4
Coding region: 245-2254 (669 amino acids)
Biological process (GO): snRNA processing
Cellular component (GO): integrator complex
Source: RefSeq, a predicted model, not a curated record